AUGUCUUUAUUUAAAGCCCGUGAUUGGUGGUCUACUAUUCUGGGAGAAAAAGAAGAAUUUGAUCAAGGCUGUUUAUGUUUGGCUGAUGUGGACAAUAGUGGAAAUGGACAAGAUAAAAUUAUUGUGGGUAGCUUCAUGGGAUACCUAAGAAUCUUCAACCCUCAUCCUGUAAAAACAGGCGAUGGAGCUCAAGCUGAAGAUUUGCUUCUAGAAGUGCAUUUACGGGAUCCAAUACUGCAAAUAGAAGUAGGAAAAUUUGUUUCAGGUACUGAGAUGCUUCAUUUGGCUGUUUUGCAUUCUAGAAAACUUUGUGUCUACUCUAUCUCAGGAACUAUGGGUAAUGUGGAACAUGGCAACCAAUAUCAGAUCAAAUUGAUGUAUGAACAUAAUCUUCAGAGGACAGCCUACAAUAUGACUUAUGGAUCAUUUGGUGGUGUAAAAGGUCGAGAUUUAAUUUGUAUACAGUCCAUGGAUGGGAUGCUUAUGGUGUUUGAGCAGGAAAGCUAUGCUUUUGGGAGAUUUCUCCCUGGGUCCCUUCUGCCUGGCCCUCUCGCUUACAGUUCUCGUACAGAUUCCUUCAUUACUGUCUCUUCCUGCCGACAAGUGGAAAGUUACAAAUACGAAGUACUUGCUUUUGCAACGGAUGCAGAUAAAAGGCAAGAAACUGAACAGCAAAAACUUGGUUCUGGAAAAAGACUAGUGGUGGAUUGGACUCUGAAUAUUGGAGAGCAAGCCCUUGACAUAUGUAUUGUCUCUUUCAGUCAGUCAACAUCUUCUGUUUUUGUUCUUGGUGAGAGAAAUUUUUUUUGCCUUAAGGAAAAUGGACAAAUUCGGUUUAUGAAGAAACUCAAUUGUAGCCCCAGUUGUUUUCUCCCCUAUUGCUCAGUUUCUGAAGGAACAAUCAAUACUUUGAUCGGAAACCAUAAUAACAUGUUACGCAUCUAUCAGGAUGUGACACUGAAGUGGGCCACUCAGCUUCCCCACAUUCCUGUAGCAGUAAAAGUGGGCAGUUUGUAUGAUUUAAAAGGAGUAAUAGUCACUCUGAGUGAUGAUGGUCAUUUGCAGUGUUCAUACCUGGGGACUGACCCUUCUCUUUUCCAAGCUCCAAAAGUUGAAUCUAGAGAAGUGAGCUAUGAUGAACUUGAUGUAGAAUUCAAGGAACUUCAGAAAAUCAUCAAAGAUGUUAACAAAACACAAGGUGUUUGGCCCACGACUGAGAGAGAAGAUGACUUGACACUUUCUGCCAUGGUUUCGACUAAUUUUGAUUCAGUGACUCAAGCCACUGAUAUUGAAGUGGGAACUGACCUUGUCCCUUCAGUCACAGUGAAGGUCACACUGCAGAGUCGACUGGCAUUGCAAAAAGCCAAAUUAUCAGUUUAUGUGCAACCACCGUUAGUAUUGACCUGCGAUCAUUUUACCUUUGAAUUUCUAGCACCAGAGACUACUAGAACAGUAGCGUUUUCUGUUUAUCUGAAAGGAAGUUAUACACCAUCUGAAUUGGAAGGAAAUGCUGUUGUUUCAUAUUCCAGACCAACAGAUCGAAAUCCUGAUGGUAUACCUAGAAUUAGCCAGUGUAAAUUUAGACUUCCCCUAAAAUUAAUCUGCCUACCAGGUCAGCCAUCAAAAGCUGCAAGCCACAAACUAACUAUUGAUACCAACAAAUCUCCCGUCAGUCUUCUCAGUCUCUUUCCAGGUAUGACUUUUGAAUCAGAAUCAAUUCGAUCCAAUGAAUUUGGUUUUUGGUUUUUGGGUUUUUCUCAGGUAGUAAUUAUGUGUUAAUAAACAUCCUAAAUUAUUUUUUCUCUUUUAGAACGAUAUCGCAUUCAGAGUGAACAAUUUGAAGAUCUUUGGCUCAUAACAAAUGAGCUCAUUUUCCGCCUUCAAGAAUAUUUUGAAAAACAGGGAAUCAAAGACUUCUCGUGUUCUUUUUCUGGAUCAAUGCCCCUUCAAGAAUAUUUUGAAUUAAUUGAUCAUCAUUAUGAACUGAGGAUAAAUGGUGAAAAAUUAGAAGAACUGUUAUCUGAAAGAGCUGUACAGUUCCGGGCCAUUCAAAGACGACUGUUGACAAGGUUCAAAGAUAAAACACCUGCCCCACUCCAACACUUGGACACCUUGCUAGAUGGAACUUACAAGCAGGUAAUAGCUCUAGCAGAUGCCGUAGAGGAAAACCAAGGCAAUCUGUUCCAGUCAUUCACCAGACUGAAAAGUGGCACCCAUUUGGUGAUUCUGCUCAUCGGCCUGUGGCAGAAGCUUAGUGCUGACCAGGUUGCUAUUCUGGAGGCAGCAUUUCUGCCACUGCAUCAGGACACUCAGGAUUUGGGCUGGGAAGAAACAGUGGAUGCUGCUAUUUCUUAUCUAUUGAAGACCUGCCUAUCGAAGAGUUCAAAGGAACAGGCUUUGAACCUCAGCAGCCAACUGAACAUACCCAAAGACACAAGCCGACUGAAGAAACAUAUCACCUUGCUGUGUGAUAGAUUAGCCAAAGGUGGACGCCUCUGCUUAAGUACUGAUGCUGCGGCCCCACAGACCAUGGUCAUGCCAGGUGGCUGUACUACAAUCCCAGAAUCAGACUUAGAGGAAAGAUCAGUGGAACAAGAUUCUACAGACCUGUUUACCAACCACAGGCACCUCCUUGCAGAGUCGCCCACACCUGAAGUUUCUUCCCUCCAUGGAGUCUCGGAAUAG
Molecule: messenger RNA, 2685 nt
Organism: Orycteropus afer afer
Lineage: Eukaryota; Metazoa; Chordata; Mammalia; Tubulidentata; Orycteropodidae
Gene: BBS9
Product: Bardet-Biedl syndrome 9
Exons: 23
Biological process (GO): cilium assembly
Cellular component (GO): membrane; BBSome
Source: RefSeq, a predicted model, not a curated record